AUUAUUAAUAAUGAAAUAACUCAAACGAUUCUCUCACAUUAAUCCACUGCACCCUUUUGUACAGAAAACACCGUGUUAGCCCAAUUUUCUGCACUUUCAAUCAUAACAACAAACAAUUGUUUCAUUUCAACAGCAGCAACCAGCAUAAUCAUGAGGGUUUGAUUCGAAUUGGAAACAAGUUAUAUUUAAAGAGAUCUAAAUCAUUUCAACAACAAGAACAAAAUGUCCCCUUUUGAUUCUUCUCCUCAAACAAGUCACAGCAACAACACUAGUCCAAGUGGUGGUGAUGUGUUGUUGAAAUGGGGUAAAAGAAAGAGAUCAAGAGUUUCUAGAACUCUCAUUGAAGAUUCAUCAUCUUCUGUUCAUUUUCAUGCUAAGUUUUCCUCUUCAUCCAUGCCUCCUCCACCACCUCUUGUUUCUUCUUCUACUACCUCCAAUGCUAGAGUUAGAAAACAUGAUAAUAACCCUAGGAAUUUGGAAGAUUCUUCAGAAGCUUCAAGAAUGAGUUCAAUUGUUUCUAGAUCUGCAGAACAAAAAGCAUCUGUUUCAUGUAUUGAAAGAAGUAACAGAAACAGAAGAGUUUCUUCUUCAAAUUCAGGAGCAAAGUGUAAUAAGAAGAAGCGAAAUGGAUCUUCAACAACAGAAGCCGGGGAGAGAUUGAAUUGUCAUGAUGAUAGUAAAGGAGAGAAAGUUAGUGUUAAGGGAAUUGAAUGGCCAAAGAUAUACAUUGCUCUUUCGAAAAAAGAGAAAGAAGAUGAUUUUCUUGCAAUGAAAGGGACGAAAAUAUCUCAAAGGCCGAAGAAGAGAGCAAAGAACAUUGAUAGAACUCUUCAGUGUUGUUUUCCUGGGAUGUGGCUACCAGAUCUAACAAAGAGUAGAUAUGAAGUUAGGGAGAAGAAAUCUGUCAAGAAGCAAAAGUGUAGCAGAGGGUUGAAAGGAAUGGAAAGUUUGGAAAGUGACUCAGAGUAACAAGCAAGCACAUAAUUUAAUUUUUCAAUCAAAGCUUGGUUGGUGAGAAGUGAAAACUCAUAAAACAAAAAUUGAAUUUUCUCUUUAAGAAAACAGAACCAAAAAAGUGUGUGACAUUAGUUAAAGUAGAUUUAAUUGAGUCCCUUCUCUUCAUUACAAAUGGUAUGGUUUUACUGUAUUGUAUAGAGAUUAUUAUUUUAUUUUUUUUAUUCAAAUUUUGAUUAUAUUUGAAGCUCUGAAGACCAAUUCAUUCAUAUAUGUGGGACCCUAUUGUUUGGGAAUGUCAGUAUGAAGGGGGAAAAGGAUUCUCUGCAGAGGGAACAGUGGAAAUUUAAUAUUUUAGUGUGGUAUGGAUUUAUAAAUUCAUUUUACUCAGCA
Molecule: messenger RNA, 1347 nt
Organism: Lathyrus oleraceus (garden pea)
Lineage: Eukaryota; Viridiplantae; Streptophyta; Magnoliopsida; Fabales; Fabaceae
Exons: 5
Coding region: 223-969 (248 amino acids)
Source: RefSeq, a predicted model, not a curated record